This is a messenger RNA of Acipenser ruthenus (sterlet), 960 nucleotides long. Its product is annotated as ribonuclease T2-like. Bases 68 to 778 code for a protein of 236 amino acids. Gene Ontology annotation, cellular component: extracellular region. The record is from RefSeq and is a predicted model, not a curated record. Gene Ontology annotation, biological process: RNA catabolic process. The transcript is spliced from 9 exons. Gene Ontology annotation, molecular function: ribonuclease T2 activity; RNA binding. NCBI's taxonomy places the organism in Eukaryota, Metazoa, Chordata, Actinopteri, Acipenseriformes, Acipenseridae.
CCUGUUACAAUAAAAAGCUCUCAGCUUUGAAACACAGCAGCCAGAGUGUGCUGAAUUCCCAUGAACCAUGCGUCUGCUAAAGUGCUCUCUGUUCAUUGCGAUUCUCCUCAACUCUGCAUUUCACAGCUUGCUUGUGAACAGCGUGCGAUGCAGUGGAACCCCUGCUUCAAUACUUCUGGCACAGCGCUGGGCCAAAACAGAAUGUAAAGCCUCGAAUCUGAUAGGCAAUCCAGCAUGCAACUUGGAGCAAUGGACUCUUCAUGGACUGUGGCCUGAUAACGUGAAAGUAAUUGAUCCAGUUCCAUUGCCAGGAGACUUCUUCAAUAGAUUUGAGAAUUAUGAGAACAUCAUGAGGACAGAAUGGACAUUCUUGGGCAUAGCUGAUCAAAAUACUUACAUAACUGAAACAACGACAUUCUGGAAACAUGAAUGGACGAAACACGGGUAUUGUGCCAAAGACUUCAUUGGAUCUGAUGAGCCAAAGAUUUACUUUCAGAAAGCUUUGGAACUUUACCGCGGAGCAAAUCUUCUCAGACAUUUGGCUUCCAAGGGUAUUGAACCAAAUGAUACUACUACUUACCAAACACAUCAGAUAAGAGAUGUCUUUCUUGCUGACAAACCUUAUGUCAGACCUAUUGUCAAUUGCAGAAGAAUGGGCAAUAAAUAUUACUUGUCAGAGAUCAUCAUUUGUUUGAAUCAGAAUCUGAAACCGGUAAACUGUGGAACAGGGGAUACAAAUGUAUGUCCUGAAGGUGCCAUCACAUAUCCACGGACAUGAAUAAAACGGUGGCCAUUGUCUGCAGCUUUGAAUUUCGCAUGAAAUGUAAUAGAAGCCAGAGCUGUUUUCUUACCCACGUAUCUACAAUCCUUAUGUUUUGCCUGCUCGAAUUAUUGUGACAUUUCGCCAACUGCUUCUCUAUAAUGGCCUUGCAAAUAAAUAAAUACAUCAUUUAAACAGCA